This is a messenger RNA of Coregonus sp. 'balchen', 16908 nucleotides long. Lineage: Eukaryota; Metazoa; Chordata; Actinopteri; Salmoniformes; Salmonidae. The record is from the annotation of a GenBank genome assembly.
CCAACUUCAGUCUACUAACUAAGGUAGCUAGCUAACUAGUUUCACAUAAUAAAGACAACUUUAGUGCUAAGUGUGUGCUAAGAUAGGACAAGGCUGAUAAGGAGGGGUCAUUAUGCUGCUACGCUUGAUAACUAGUUAUAACUAGCUAGCGUGCUGUUUUUCAAGGGUGAUCACGCCAGCCAGAUGUCUACUGCAGAUGAUAACAUGACAUGGUACUACUUACUACUAGUAGCUAGCUAGCUAGCUAGCUCGGUCGCUCAACAACAGUCAACACCACCACUCCAGCGCGUCAAGCUAACGUUAGCUAGCUAGCGUCCUAACGGUUUGUUAGACAAUACAUUUCUUAUCUUAUCUUGGCUGCUGUUAGCUAGUAUAUAUCUGUUUUGUGAGUUUCGGUAGCCAAAGCAAACACUCACACAGAGACAACGUCAAGACCGAUAGCUAGGGACGUUCUGUCCUGCCUGGCCUAUUGCUAGCUUGCUAGUUUUGUAAACUAACGUUAACAACGUUAGCUACGUAGUUAGCUAGCUUUAUGUUUUGCUGCACAAUAUCUUGCUAUGGAGAACAACGGAGACCUGGACCUAAAUUGCCAUGCAACUGGGGACGUGCGACUUGAUAAGGCUAUUUACCAAUGGAUAACGUGGGAUAAGGUCAGUGAGUCAACUGUCAGUGGCGUCAUCAUAGUUAACACUUUUUAUUGACGGUGUACUGACUUGGGUUGUCACUUGCCUGGUAUGUCAGGUGCAAAUGCCUUAUGCCCUUCAGAUCGAUGGUCUUCUGAAAUCCCUAUGUGUGUGUCGCAUAGUGGCAGGUAGCCUAGCGGCUAAGAGCGUUGGGCGAGUAACCGAAAGGUUGCUGGUUCAAAUCCCCAAGCCGACUAGGUGAAAAAUCUGUCUGUGCCCUUGAGCAAGGCACGUAACCCUAAUUGCUCCUGUAAGUCGCUCUGCAUGAAUGCUAAAUUACUCAAAUGUAAAACGUGUUAAGGAGGGCAAGACCUAGCCAUUGUGCCAGAUCUGUUUGUGCUAACAUUCCACACCUUGUCAUAUGCGCACAAACAAGUCUGGUAUCAGGCUACAAUUUUACCUAUUUUUCUUAUUACUAAUCGCAUGCAGCCUCUACUCCACCCCUAACACUUGCACUGGAGCCCUAGUUUAGAAAGGGCAUAAAAGCAAUGGAUAUGGCUGACCCCCACUCUCUAAAUGUCAGACUUCUUAACCUGACUUGGACUGUCAGAUGCAGUAAGGAACUGUAAGGGCCCAGAUCUAUGUCUAGAUUUAAGAAGAUAUUCUGUAUAAACAAAUGCUGAUUGAACAAACAAGAUUAGGCUACUUUUAGCAACAGCCAAGAUUAUAUUUUUGUUCAGUUCCAGUGUAGCGCAACCAUAAUGCUAAAGCAGUGGGAAUUGUAUAUUUGACUCAAUCAGCAAGCAAGUCAGUCUUCAAUUAAGGGGUGUGCAACUGUGUUGAGUAAUGAUGUCAGUAAGAGAGUGCUGAAUGUGUAGCUAAUGUAUUUCUUCCCAUUCAGAAUCCACGGACCAGAGCUCAGAUAGAGGCCCUGUUGCUGGAUGGGCAAGUGGAGGAGCUGAGGCGUAGGCUCUGCUCCAGGAUGGCGUUUGGGACGGCAGGGCUGAGGGCAGCCAUGGGCGCAGGCUUUGCCCUCAUUAAUGAUCUGACUAUCAUCCAGUCCACACAGGUUAAUAAUAGUUUAUUUCUAUAAGCAAACUAUUCUGGCACAAGUUAUGUUAAAGAUAUAGACUCAUUCAGCUAUAUUUUUUUAUUUAUUUUAUUUUUAUUUCACCUUUAUUUUACCAGGUAAACCAGUUGAGAACAAGUUCUCAUUUACAACUGCGACCUGGCCAAGAUAAAGCAAAGCAGUGUGAUAAAAACAACAACACAGAGUUACAUAUGGGGUAAAACAAAACAAAGUCAAAAAUACAACAGAAAUACAUAUAAUAUACAGUCUGUGCAAAUUUAGCAAGUUAUGGAGGUAAGGCAAUAAAAUAGGCUAUAGUGCAAAAUAAUUACAAUUAGUAUUAACACUGGAAUGAUAGAUGUGCAAGAGAUGAUGUGCAAAUAGAGAUACUGGGGUACAAAUGAGCAAAAUAAAUAACAAUAUAGGGAUGAGGUAGUUGGGCGGGCUAAUUUCAGAUGGGCUGUGUACAGGUGCAGUGAUCGGUAAGGUGCUCUGACAACUGAUGCUUAAAGUUAGUGAGGGAGAUAAGUGUCUCCAGCUUCAGAGAUUUUUGCAAUUUGUUCGAGUCAUUGGCAGCAGAGAACUGGAAGGAAUUGCGGCCAAAGGAGGUGUUGGCUUUGGGGAUGACCAGUGAGAUAUACCCACUGGAGCACAGACUACGGGUGGGUGUUGCUAUGGUGACCAAUGAGCUAAGAUAAGGCGGGGAUUUGCCUAGCAGUGAUUUAUAGAUGGCCUGGAGCCAGUGGGUUUGGCGACGAAUAUGUAGUGAGGACCAGCCAACAAGAGCGUACAGGUCACAGUGGUGGGUAUUAUAUGGGGCUUUGGAGACAAAACGGAUGGCACUGUGAUAGACUACAUCCAAUUUGCUGAGUAGAGUGUUGGAGGCUAUUUUGUAAAUGACAUCGCCGAAGUCAAGGAUCGGUAGGAUAGUCAGUUUUACGAGGGCAUGUUUGGCAGCAUGAGUGAAGGAGGCUUUGUUGCGAAAUAGGAAACCGAUUCUAGAUUUAACUUUGGAUUGGAGAUUCUUAAUGUGAGUCUGGAAGGAGAGUUUACAGUCUAACCAGACACCUAGAUAUUUGUAGUUGUCCACAUACUCUAGGUCAGACCCGUCGAGAGUAGUGAUUCUAGUCGGGUGGGCGGGUGCAAGCAGCGUUCGGUUGAAGAGCAUGCAUUUAGUUUUACUAGUGUUUAAGAGCAGUUGGAGGCUACUGAAGGAAUGUUGUAUGGAAUUGAAGCUCGUUUGGAGGUUUGUUAACACAGUGUUCAAUGAAGGGCCAGAUGUAUACAAAAUGGUGUCGUCUGCGUAGAGGUGGAUCUGAGAGUCACCAGCAGCAAGAGCGACGUCAUUGAUAUACACAGAGAAAAGAGUCGGCCCAAGAAUUGAACCCUGUGGCACCCCCAUAGAGACUGCCAUAGGUCCAGACAACAGGCCCUCCGAUUUGACACAUUGAACUCUAUCUGAGAAGUAGUUGGUGAACCAGGCGAGGCAGUCAUUUGAGAAACCAAGGCUAUGUAGUCUGCCAAUAAGAAUGCAGUGGUUGACAGAGUCGAAAGCCUUGGCCAGGUCAAUGAAAACGGCUGCACAGUACUGUCUAUUAUCGAUCGCGGUUAUAAUAUCGUUUAGGACCUUGAGCGUGGCUGAAGUGCACCCAUGACCAGCUCGGAAACCGGAUUGCAUAGCGGAGAAGGUACGGUGGGAUUCGAAAUGGUCGGUGAUCUGUUUGUUGACUUGGCUUUCAAAAACUUUUGAAAGGCAGGGCAGGAUGGAUAUGGGUCUGUAACAGUUUGGAUCUAGAGUGUCACCCCCUUUGAAGAGGGGGAUGACCGCGGCAGCUUUCCAAUCUCUGGGGAUCUCAGACGUUACGAAAGAGAGGUUGAACAGGCUAGUAAUAGGGGUUGCGACAAUUUCGGCGGCUAGUUUUAGAAAGAAAGGGUCCAGAUUGUCUAGCCCAGAUGAUUUGUAGGGGUCCAGAUUUUGCAGCUCUUUUAGAACAUCAGCUGUCUGGAUUUGUGUGAAGGAGAAGCGGGGGGGGCAUGGGCAAGUUGCAGCGGAGGGUGCAGAGCUGGUGGCCGGGGUAGUGGUAGCCAGGUGGAAAGCAUGGCCAGCCGUAGCAAAAUGCUUGUUGAAAUUCUCGAUUAUUGUAGAUUUAUCGGUGGUGAUAGUGUUUCCUAGCCUCAGUGCAGUGGGCAGCUGGGAGGAAGUGCUCUUAUUUUCCAUGGACUUUACAGUGUCCCAAAACUUUUUGGAGUUAGUGCUACAGGAUGCAAAUUUCUGUUUGAAAAAGUUAGCCUUUGCUUUCCUAACUGCUUGUGUAUAUUGGUUCCUACCUUCCCUGAAAAGUUGCAUAUCGCGGGGGCUAUUUGAUGCUAAUGCAGUACGCCACAGGAUGUUUUUGUGCUGGUCAAGGGUAUCAUUGUGUACAGUGGAGCGACUUCCUGGUUACAGAUCUCAACAACAACAAAAUUGGCAGAGCUGAGAUCUUCAUGGCAGUAAAUCAUCAACCUUGGGUUUAUGUGGUACUAUGCACCUUUUCAAUUUGUUUAUUAACUGCCAAUAACCUCAUUGAAGUAGAAGACUACCAAGUAGAAAUCGACUUUUAAAAUGGAGAUAGGAAGCGCCAUUGUGGGCUAUCAUUGAGGGGAUUCGAUUAAUCUGGCCUGGGCCCCUGGGUAGGCGUGUUUUGCACCGGGUGAAAGUUGAUUGUAUUCCUUUUGGAACCGGGCUGCCUACUGGGCAUGAGCAAGGAGCCCCGUUCAGUCCAAACGAAAGUGGCGUAAUUAAGCACGUGGAGUAAUAACUACCAUUCUGUGUUUUUCACAUGCAAAAGUGAUUGCUUUUGAUAAAAACGCUUUAUCUGCCUUCCCAAUGAAAAGUAGUUUGAAAAUUCAAAUAUAUCGUUUAUGGAAAAGAGAUGUUCUAUGUUUCUGGACGAUGCACCGUGCUGCCUUGUUGACAACAUGACCGAGCUGUGCAGAUUAUUAUUCGAUUUGAGAAGGGCGCUCUUCCCUCAUCACUUUUGCCUGUUCACGUCACGGGCCAUAGACCGGUGCCCCGCGGCUCAGCAUAAUCCAAUCCACCCCCUUGCAAAAAUAGGUGUUCUCUCUUUUCCAUCUUCAAGGAAACAGCCAAUAGUGGCAGCCUUGACAGAUUUGAAGGUUGUUGCAGUUGUCUGUAAGCAGGUAGGCAGCCCGCUGUGUAUGAUGUCAUAUAGAUGAUUUUACCUUAUGAUUAAGUACAAUGCUGUCCAAUGAGUAUGCAUAAUAUAUAAAUCACAGGUUAAUGUAAAACCCCUAUAUCAAUGUUUUAAAAGAAAAAGUGUCAGAAGUAACAGUGGUUUUUAUAUAUUGGUGUCAGCCAUUUUAAGGUCCACCAUUAAUGAGAUCAAUGACUUCAGCAUUGCAAUAUGGUGGUGGAGUACCUACCUCCCAGUAGUUUUUAGAUAUAUAUUUAAGGUUUAUUUUGAAUUGUACACAUUUGCAGCAAAAAAGCUGAAUUGCAGCAUACAUAGGCCUAUGUAACUAAAUCAAAUUAAAUAAAAACUAGCAGUGUCACAAAGGCAUAGGGGCUGUUGUAGUAUAUACACUGAGUAUACAAAACAUUAAAAACACCUGCUCUUUCCACGACAGACUGACCAGGUGAAGGUUAUGAUCCCUUAUUGAUGUCACUUGUUAAAUCCACUUAAAUCAGUGUAGAUGAAGGGGAGGAGACAGGUUAAAGAAGGAUUUUUAAGCCUUGAGACAUGGAUUGUGUAUGUAUGCCAUUCAGAGGGUGAAUGGGCAAUGACAAAUUGAGGCUGUUCUGAGGGAAAAAGGGGGUGCAACUCAAUAUUAGGAAGGUGUUCCUAAUGUUUGGUAUAAUCAGUGUAUAUAAACUCAGCAAAAAAAGAAACGUCCUUUCGCUGUCAACUGCGUUUAUUUUCAGCAAACUUAACUUAACAUGUGUAAAUAUUUGUAUGAACAUAACAAGAUUCAACAACUGAGACAUAAACUGAACAAGUUCCACAGACCUGUGACUAACAGAAAUUGAAUAAUGUGUCCCUGAAUAAAGGAGGGGUCAAAAUCAAAAGUAACAGUCAGUAUCUGGUGUGGCCACUAGCUGCAUUAAGUACUGCAGUGCAUCUCGUCCUCAUGGACUGCACCAUAUUUGCCAGUUCUUGCUGUGAGAUGUUACCCCACUCUUCCACCAAGGCACCUGCAAGUUCCCGCCCAUUUCUGGGGGGGAAUGGCCCUAGCCCUCACCCUCCGAUCCAACAGGUCCCAGACGUGCUCAAUGGGAUUGAGAUCCGGGCUCUUCGCUGGCCAUGGCAGAACACUGACAUUCCUCUGUCUUGCAGGAAAUCACGCACAGAACGAGCAGUAUGGCUGGUGGCAUUGUCAUGCUGGAGGGUCAUGUCAGGAUGAGCCUGCAGGAAGGGUACCACAUGAGGGAGGAGGAUGUCUUCCCUGCAACACACAGCGUUGAGAUUGCCUGCAAUGACAACAAGCUCAGUCCGAUGAUGCUGUGACACACCGCCCCAGACCAUGACGGACCCUCCACCUCCAAAUCGAUCCCGCUCCAGAGUACAGGCCUCAGUGUAACGCUCAUUCCUUCGACGAUAAACGCAAAUGACUCGUCAGUGAAGAGCACUUUUUGCCAGUCCUGUCUGGUCCAGCGACGGUGGGUUUGUGCCCAUAGCCGAUGUUAUUGCCGGUGAUGUCUGGUGAGGACCUGCCUUACAACAGGCCUACAAGCCCUCAGUCCAGCCUCUCUCAGCCUAUUGCGGACAGUCUGAGCACUGAGUGAGGGAUUUUGCGUUCCUGGUGUAACUCGGGCAGUUGUUGUUGCCAUCCUGAACCUGUCCCGAAGGUGUGAUGUUCGGAUGUACCGAUCCUGUGCAGGUGUUGUUACACGUGGUCUGCCACUGCGAGGACGAUCAGCUGUCCAUCCUUCCUCCCUGUAGCGCUGUCUUAGGCGUCUCACAGUACGGACAUUGCAAUUUAUUGCCCUGGCCACAUCUGCAGUCCUCAUGCCUCCUUGCAGCAUGCCUAAGGCACAUUCAGGCAGAUGAGCAGGGACCCUGGGCAUCUUUCUUUUGGUGUUUUUCAGAGUCAGUAGAAAGGCCUCUUUAGUGUCCUAAGUUUUCAUAACUGUGACCUUAAUUGCCUACCGUCUGUAAGCUGUUAGUGUCUUAACGACCUUUCCACAGGUGCAUGUUCAUUAAUUGUUUAUGGUUCAUUGAACAAGCAUGAGGAACAGUGUUUAAACCAUUUACAAUGAAGAUCUGUGAAGUUAUUUGUAUUUUUACGAAUUAUCUUUGAAAGACAGGGUCCUGAAGAAGGGACGUUUCUUUUUUUGCUGAGUUUAUAUACAGUAUAUACACUGAGUGUACAAAACAUUAAGAACACCUUCCUAAUAUUCAGUUGCACCCCCUUUUGCCCUCAGAACAGCCUCAAUUAGUCAGGGCAUGGACUCUAGAAGGUGUCGAAAGCGUUCCACAGGGAUGCUGGCCCAUGUUGACGCCAAUGCUUCCCACAGUUGUCAAGUUGGCUGGAUGUCCUUUGGAUGUUGGAUCAUUCUUGAUACACAUGGGAAACUGUUGAGCGUGAAAAACCCAGCAACGUUGCUGUUUUUGACACAAACCGUGUGUGCCUGGCACCUACUACCACACCCCGUUCAAAUGCACUUAAAUAUUUUUACAGAAACUUUCGUAAUUUUUCGAUACUAGAACAUGAAAAACGGUUCAGUCCUAGCUAAAAAAAAAUAAAAAACUUCUGGUACUUCUGUUAAAUGUAUAUCACGGAUCAGCGCAGCCGAUGUCCUGUAUAUAGCGCGAGGCGCUCACGGUGCCUGCUCCACUUACUCAUUGCUAGCCUGCACUGGGAGUCUUGGCUGCAUCAUGUUAGCUCCCCACUCAUGCUGCACAGAAGUUAACACACUUGAAUAAUGCAACAAGGCAUGUAGAAAUUUUAAAACUGUUAAUUACUGAAUUACUGUUCGCGAAACUAUGUCCAUACAAGCUAGAACACUUUACAAUGCAAUAAGAUACCGGUAGCAUCCAACUUUGUAUGCUAACUUUUCUUACUAGCUUACAGCUGAAGCGAACACAUUCAAAACCCUUGUACUUUGUUUGUGAUUAUGUGCCAUAAUGCAAAAUAUGCUGAUUUCCAAGCUGACUGCCUCUAAAAACAUGUAAUUCAACUGACUGUGCGUGUGAAUAGGGCUCAUACGGGUUGCACCGUCUUGCUUCAUGAAUGACGUCAUUACUUGUUUAUAAAAUAAGGUACUUCUAUGCAAAUGUUGUUGAUCAGUACAAUAAAAUGAGGCCCAAAUGGAAGGGAAACAGAUUGUUUGUUAUCUGUAGCCCCAUGAAAUCAGCUAAAACAAGCUCAAGAACUCAAUGCAUGCACACACUCCUAUUCACCAGUAUUGUGAAUAGGCCUAGGCUAAAUAUUGAUUUACCCAUUUUAUCAAAAGAGAUUUACCAUUCAAAUAAAUGAUUACCAUUAUAUUAUGUAGUUCGAUUGGUAAAAACAAAGUCAAAUUGAUUGUAUCAUUUGUAUAAUUGAUUCAUUAAUGUAAACAUGGCUGUCUCUGAAACAUUUACGUAAUAAAAUUCUAAUAAAAUUAUAUUGAACUCAGAAGAUUCCCUACGGUUGAACAGAGCAGUAGCAAAGUUUAUCUGUCUGGAUCAAGUGCCAUUCUGUGACUGGCUAAUAUACAUUUCCUUUUUUUUGCUGGGGUAUCGUUUUGGUGUUGAGUAUCGUCAUGUUAUCGAGUAUAGUGAUACCAAACCUGGUAUCUGUAUCGAAUUCAAAAUUCUGUUAUCGUGACAAACUGACUGUGUCUCAUGGAGCAGAGCACACAAAAGUCUAACAACCCAACCCAAGAGUUUCCCUUACCUCCUUUACAAAGUGAAAACAUGAAGGAUAAUAGGAAAGAAGAAUUUUAAAGAGGUAUAGACAUGGCCUCAUCAUUCCAUUCUUUUUCCAUUCCUCCUCACUGCAGGGAAUAUACAAAUAUCUGGCCAGGUUUUUCCCCGACUUCGGUAGCCGUGGCAUAGUGGUUGGAUACGACACUCGAGCGCAGGAGGCCAGUGGUUGCAACAGUGAACGGUACUAUACUAUACCUCCUCCUUCUCCUCUGCAGAUCAUACCACCACUUGCAAACACGUAUAACUGGCUACAUAUUAGAAAGUCUGAUUUUAAUGUAAAUGGUUAAAAACUGGCUGUAAAUAUCAGUGGGCCUUUUAGUUAUCUAAUAAAUAACUCCUAAUGUAAUGCUGAUUGUGGCUUUGGAUUGCUCUGUCGACAGUGCAGUGUGAUAAAGUUUAUAAAGAGGUCACAUUCCUGCCUGAAGUUGUGUGAUGGCAAAAUAGUCGUGAAUACAGAUGGACCGAGUGAGAACAUUGAUUGCAUUCUUGGCCUACUGUUAACUGCACACAUUUCUAGAGCCGAAAUAAUAACAGGAAAUAGAUUUUUUUAGGGCAUUGUGUGUAGGCUAUUUCCCAGUUGACAAGCAGGGAACCCACAAGCUAGAGUUUUAGAAUAUUAGAGAGUUUGGAGCAACAGGUAGCUUAGAGGUUAGAGAGGUGGUAACAAUAGAAAAAUCUAACAUGUUUCAAUGCCCAGAGCAUUAUGAAUGAAACGGAACAAUAGUACCGCCGCUUUACUAAAAUAUAACUACUCUAGAAUGAGUGGCCUAAAGCAACUAACUAUUUGGCUUUGUUCACACACAUUAGAUCAGUGACCACAACGCUAGUACAGUACUGAACCCAAAAAAACGAUAAAGAAGUGUCACUUUUCCAAACGAUUGUCUGAUGCAUUUUGUGUAUUGUAUGCUUUAAAUGCCAUGUCCUGUUUGAACGGGAAUUUACCCCCCCCCUAUUUUUUAACACUCAAAAAAACAUUUAAUCAAUAAAACAUUUAAUCAGUCAUCUUCCUCAAUUGAAAGGGAUGAUGACUCAAUCUUUGGGAGAGGGAGGGAAUCUGAUUUCAUUGGUCCUCAACUCGUGGUUCAGACACUUCAUUUAGGAUAAAUAGAGUUAGCCCGAGUUAUUCUGCCCAGGAGCAGGUUAGUUCUGAAGGAUUCAUUGCAAUCGAAAUUGACCUGGCUAAAAGGUGAGCCACUUUCGUGGUACCUGUUAUCCCGAGUUGAACUCAGAGUUGACCAAAGUUACCUCGCUAACUCUUCAAACCACAUACAGUACAUAGUAUAGGGCUCUGGUGUGUAUGUGUGUGUCUGACAAUGGACUAUUGGUGUUAUUCUUCUAAAGAAAUAUUACGAUUAUUUUUCUAUUCCACAGACUUGCCCGGUUGACUGCAGCUGUGAUGCUUUGUAAAGAUAUUCCAGUGUUUCUCUUCUCCACAUAUGUCCCCACUCCCUUUGUGGUAAGAUCAAAUAGUUUGAUUUGAACUAUUCCAUUAAAAUUUAAACCUGGUCACUUUAUCCCUCCUUGGACAUAAAUCACUUGUUUCUUGGUUGCUUACCAAUUUGUUUCCUAUAUACUGGUGAUGUCAUACAUGUACGGCCAGGUGAUUUACCUGGCCAUGUGACCUGACCAGACCAGGAAGGAGUCUAUGCCUUAGUUAUAAUGGUUUUUAAUGGCCAGAUUGUGUCGUCAAGAAAAACCUCUGGAUGUACUUAUAUGGCUAUACAGCUGGUAAAGUCUCAGCGCUUUCAGAUUAGGCUAAGAAUUGCACUAAUUUAGUUCCCAAGGCCUUACUGUUUUGUGAUCUCUCCUAGCCAUAUGCUGUAAAGAGGCUGGGUGCUGCAGCUGGUGUGAUGGUCACUGCCUCUCACAACCCUAAAGAAGACAAUGGAUACAAGGUAUCAGACUUCUGCUUUUCAUCUUACCAGGGUCACUUGAGUCAAGGCAUGGAGCGUACAGCAUCUAGAAUCCUUAUUGAACUAAAAGCUUUUAACACUGCAUUUUGUAGGGGACUGUAUGCUAUUUAUCAUACAAGAAAACAGUUAUCCCUCUUAUAAAAUAUGCCUUUAUUCCUAGUGUUGUAUUACUAGCAGGGUUUACAAACUCUGUCUUGGGGGCCCCGCCUGGGUGCACGUUUAGUGUUUUUCAAAUAAUAAUCAAAGCUUGAUGAUGAGUUGGUUAUUUGAAUCAGCUGUGUAGUGCUAGGGCAAAAAACUAAAUGUGCACCCAGUGGGGGUCCCCAGGACUGAGUUUGGGAAACCCUGUCCUAAGGGGAGGUUGAAUUAGGUAUGCCAUACAAUGGCAAGAUAAGCUGUGCAUUAGCAUUUGGUACAGUGUCUUGCUUUUCUUUGAAGGUUUACUGGGACAAUGGAGCCCAGAUCUCUUCUCCUAACGACAAGGAGAUCCUGAAGUGCAUUGAAGAGAGCUUAGAGCCAUGGAGCGAGUCCUGGAACGAGAGUUUGGCAGACAGCAGUCCACUGAGGAGCGAUCCGCUGAGGGAGAUCUCCAAAAAGUAUAUGGAGGACCUCAGCUCUGUUUGUUUCCACAGGUACCAAUUCACAGUGAUAGGAGUCUGUACUUUAGAAAGUGAUCACAAGUAGUCUAUGCUGAUUUAUUCACAGUGACGUGUGCUGCCUUUAACAAUUGGAUAUUAAUUCAGAAAAUUAUGAUUUAUGGUGUAAUUGGGAGUCGGCAAACACAUUUUAUUAUGAAGCAGGGAGCGGGCAAACACCCUCACACUGGCUGUGAACGUGUUGUAGUUAUCACAUAUUGUUUUUUAAUGACCCCCGAUGACCUUUUCUUAUUCAAUUUGUUGAAUUGUUUGAAUUCAGAUUCAGCUAACUUUAAUUUCCUUUGUCCACAAAUAAUUUUGCAGCAAACACAAUACAUAUUUGUGUUAUAAAAAACAUACUCAUACAUGUUUUUACUUGCUUGUUUCUCAGAGAACUGAACACCAAGUCCCCAUUGAAGUUUGUGCACUCGUCCUUUCACGGAGUAGGGCAUGACUACGUCCAGCAGGCUUUCCGGGCGUUUGGGUUCCCUCCUCCUAUCCCUGUUCCAGAACAGAAAGAUCCUGAUCCGAACUUCUCCACUGUCAGCUGUCCAAAUCCAGAGGAAGGAGAGUCUGUUUUGGUGAGGAAAUAUUCAAAAUUCACCAAACUUUUCAGUGCUAUCUGUGUAACAGAGUUGCUACACUAGAUGCACAAUUCUCACUGUGUGUCAAUGCAGCCUACUACUCUGGCCAUGCGAGCAGCACGUGAAGGAAGUGUUAAUGCGGCAGCCUCGUGUCUCUGUAGCAUAAAUGACACUGUCUUUUUUCUACAAAUUGGUGUGCAUCUCACUCCCGUGAAUAUAAAGUGGCUUGUGCGUCCUCCAUGAUUGUUGUUUUGAUAUUUGGUGUUGCAGGAGCUCUCCCUUCGCCUUGCUGAGAGAGAGAAUGCCAAGAUUGUCAUGGCAACUGAUCCUGAUGCAGAUCGUUUGGCUGUUGCAGAGCAAUCUGACAGGUAAAAUACCUGAUACAAAUGUAGCCUACUCUCUUAAAAUAUAAUUAUAAUACUGAAUAUUGGACCACAAGCUAUUACUGAGAUGCACAGAUCGAAUGUCAUUUUAUUCAAAGGCCAAGAGCUUUUCCUGACCAUGUGAUCUGGCUAGGGAAAACUCUGGGCCAUGGUUGUUAGCUACAACACGUUUUUCUUGCUGAGAUGACAAAACUCUUGACCUUAGCUUUGUCGUCAUGUUCUGUCAAGGUGCGGAUGGAAGGUUUUCACAGGUAAUGAACUUGCAGCUCUGCUGGGCUGGUGGAUGCUGUUCAAUUGGAAGGAGACUCACUCAGACCCGGCUGAUAUGGAGAGGAUGUACAUGCUGGCCACCACAGUCUCCUCCAAGAUCCUCAAGGCCUUUGCACGGAUAGAGGGCUUCCAUUUUGAAGUAUGUACGUUUUCCUCCUCCAGGUGAAUGAAGGAUGGUUGGAGGUCGAGCAAUAUACACCCUUAGCUUUCAGACUUGCUCUGGUUGCACUGCCUGCUGUCACGAUAGUAGCAUGAGAGCCCUCUGCCAGGUGCUCAAAAACCUCACCUCUGGGGUGUAUUCACUAGGAACCAAAUGGAAGCAGAGGGGACGAGGCGAAGCGAGAGGGAUAACUAGGCCCAAAAUCUGUCUCCUCCAGCAGGUGGUGUUUUUUUGUUAAUUUUUUGCUCACCAAGCGAGGAGUUUUUGUAUGAAGGUCAAUGAGUGAACAACAAUGUAAAUGUAAACAAAUGUAAUGGCUUAUUUGCUACGUGAGGCUUAUUUAAUCUAAUAGAAGUUUCAUAAUGCUUAGGUUGUUACGAGUGUACUGAUAUAAGUAAGGACAUGUGACAUCCCAUCAACUUUGGGAAAAAAAAUACGUUAUAUCGGAAUGGUUGAAUGGUCCCACCUGAUCUUGCCUCCCGACUGCAUUUUUGAAGACAUUUAUUUAAAUUUUUAGAGCGGCCACUUGAGUAUCUGGUCAAUAUAAUGGAGAAUCUGUGACGGAAGCAAACGGGUGGAAAUGGGGAAGGACCUGAAUUUGUCCAAUAAACACUUGUUUUAAUAUUUCUACAGUGUGCGCUAAUGAAUGCACCCCUGUUCCCUCUGUUUCAGGAAACAUUGCCUGGUUUCAAAUGGAUCGGAAAGAAAAUACACGAGUUGGCAAAAACAGGGAAUGAAGUGAUCUUCGCCUUUGAGGAGUCUAUAGGUUAACAAAUCUCUUUCAGUUCUUAUAACAUUUGCUUUGUCCUUUAUGGUGAAAGCAGUUUGAAACUUUGAAUAUAAAGUCAUGGUGGUGGUAUCCACUAUUGCAAACAAUUAAUGAUCAAUCCUGAACAUAAUAUAAGGCUUUAUCAAAUUAUUUUGAGUUGAUCAACCUAUUUGCCUAUUUCUUACAUGUCAAGUUAUCUUUAAUGCAUAUUAUAGAAAACAGUUCAAUUUAAUUGAGAAUAUGAUGUGAAAAUGUUUACAUUUGCAUUUCUACCAAAUGGGUUGAUCAGUACACUGUUUACCUGAGGUACAGACAGGCUGCUAAGGAGGGAGAGUUGCAGUGACCAUUGGACUAGUAUUUGAUAAAUAUGCCCUGAUAUGUCUUUUUUGUUUUGUCUGCUGUGUUUCAGGAUUCCUGUGUGGCAGCAUGGUCCCAGAUAAGGAUGGAGUGAGUGCAGCUGUGGUUGUGGCUGAGAUGGCCUCUUAUCUCUACAACAAGAACCUGACCCUCCAUCAACAGCUAGAGAACAUCUAUGAAACGUAGGUGUCAUUCCAGUUUCCUCCUAUACCCCAUGUUCUGGUUUACUGAGUUUAUUUGGUGUCACUUUACAUUAAGUGGCCUAAAAUCUCAGUAUCUACAUGGUAGUUAGUUAGACAAGUACAGUGGAAUAACUAGGUAGUAGGUACACGUUGUUACAACUGUGAUACCAUACCUAACUAUGUACCUAACACAGUAUACUAAAACUUUGGGUACUUUUUUUUAGUUGUCAUUUAGCAGACGCAGUUAGUCAGUGCAUACAUUUUCAUACUGCUAUUUCAGGCACACUCGUUACUGACUGGUGUAUAAAAUCGAGCACACAGACAUGCAAUCUCCAUAGACAAACAUUGGCAGUAGAAUGGCCUUACUGAAGAGCUCAUUGACUUUCAACGUGGCAACGUUAGAGGAUGCCACCUUUCCAAAAAGUAAGUUUGUCAACUUUCUGCCCAGCUAGAGCUGCCCCGGUCAACUGUCUGUGCUGUUAUUGUGAAGUGGAAACGUCUAGGAGCAACAACGGUUCAGCCGCAGAAGUGGUAGGCCACACAAGCUCACAGAACGGGACCGCCGAGUGCUGAAGCACGUAGCGCAUAAAAAUCGCCUGUCCUCGGUUGCAACACUCACUACCGAGUUCCAAACUGCCUCUGAAAGCAACAUCGGCACAAUAAUUGUUUGUCGGGAGCUUCAUGAAAUGGGUUUCCAUGGCCGAGCAGCCGCACACAAGCCUAAGAUCACCAAUCGCAAUGCCAAUCGUCGGCUGGAGUGAUGAAUCACGCUUCACCAUCUGGCUGUCCGACGGACAAAUCUGUGUUUGGCGGAUGCCAGGAGAACACUACCUGCCCGAAUGCGUAGUGCCAACUGUAAAGUUUGGUGGAGGAGGAAUAAUGGUCUGGAGCUGUUUUUCAUGGUUCGGGCUAGGGAAAUCUUAACGCUACAGCAUACAAUGACAUUCCAGACGAUUCUGUGCUUCCAACUUUGUGGCAACAGUUUGGGCAAGGCCCUUUCCUGUUACAGCAUUACAAUACCCCUGUGCACAAAGCGAGGUCCAUACAGAAAUGGUUUGUCGAGAUCGCUGUGUAAGAACUUUACUGGCCUGCACCGAGCCCUGACCUCAACCCCAUCAAACACCUUUUGGGAUGAAUUGGAAACUGACUGCGAGCCAGGCCUAAUUGCCCAACAUCAGUGCCCGACCUCACUAAUGAUCUUGUGGCUGAAUGGAAGCAAGUCCCUACAGCAAUGUUCCAACAUCUAGUGGAAAGCCUUCCCAGAAGAGUGGAGGCUAUUAUAGCAGCAAAGGGAGGACCAACUCCAUAUUAAUACCCAUGAUUUUGGAAUGAGAUGUUCGACGAGCAGGUGUCCACAUACCUCUGGUCAUGUAGUGUCGUUUCCGAUAAAUGAAAGUUUGGUGUUUUUGCACCAUAAAGUUGGGCCGUUUUAUUUCUGCUUCACUUUAUUGAGCUACCAUAAAUCUCCAUUGUGUCUCUCUCUUCUCCAGUCAAAUGCUAAUAUCCUUUAUUGUUGUUGUCUUUCAGUUACGGUUAUCACAUUUCCACAACGUCCUAUGUCAUCUGCCACGACCCCCCUACGGUCAAGAGAAUAUUCACACGUCUUCGGAACUUUGAGGGAGAGAACACUUACCCCAAAUCCUCGGGUGGACACAGCAUUGUUGACGUGAGAGAUGUGACUACAGGAUAUGACAGUAGUCAACCUGACAAACUUUGCGUAAGUGUAAUGUUGUGGUUUUAUUUUUUAUUUCAUACAUUAGUGUGCUUCAAAUUGAAUGGUUCAUAGUGAGAGGUAUAGUUAAAAACUCCUCAUCCUCUCUCUCAGGUGCUUCCUGUGACAAAGAGCAGCCAAAUGAUCACCUUCACUCUGCAGAAUGGGAUCGUGGCCACACUAAGGACCAGUGGCACAGAGCCAAAGAUUAAGUUCUACACAGAAUUCUGUGCACCGCCCGGAAAAAGGUUUGUGUUGAGUGUAACGACGCCCCCUUCUACUAGCAAUGACACACUCUGGAGGACCAGUUAGAGCUAGCCACAGUGUUACGGAAUAGUUAAAAAAGAACCAGUAUAAUGUCUCCGUAUUGUAGUGGCAGAGAUGGCAGGAAAAAGUAAGUUGGACCUUGUUUAAGCUAUAGUGUAAGACGAAUGGCUGCGCAUUUGGGGCAAUUAAGGUAAAGCCAAGCCAUAGACCAGCUAGCAUCGUAAAAAUGUUUUGCAUUUUACAUUUUGUUUUUAUUUUUGCUUUCAGUGACAUCUCAAGUCUUGAGGAGGAGCUUAAGAAUGUACAAGAUACUCUUGUCGAGGAGUUUCUGGAGCCUGAUAAAAACAACUUGAUUCGCCGAUCAAUCUAGUUGGGCUUUUCAUCUUGGUCUAUAUACAGAUGCAUCGGUUCGUAUUGUUGUUUUAUCCUGCUUGUGUUCUAUUAAUGUUUUUCCUAACUGUGAAACCAAAAUGUAUUUCAGACUAUUGCUUGUCUGGGUUUUUUCAUUUGUGUGCAAGGUGGGUUACGUGGAUUACUAUGCAGGAGUAGAAUUUGUAAACCAGAAUCUGCAUAUCUGUUUUUGUCAUGAGGAUUUUCCAUUUAUCUAAAAUAAGGAGCCUAAGAUAAACAUCAGGACGGUCUGUGCCGUUCCAUGAGAAGAAAUCGCAAUGAGGUGAGAUGACAUGCAGUCCCCAGCCAAGGUUUACUAAUGAAAAUUCCUCUUCUCCAUUGUAGUGCACAUAACCAUACCGCUAGUACUUCUGUUCCUAGCAGGCUGUGCUAAUAGGCUACCUAAUAGAUGUGUAUGUGGUGUAUGAACAGUACCUCUCACUUAUCACAUGCUGCUUCUAAUCUAUGUACAGUUGAUAAACUGUACCCAAAGGCUAAGUAUUGUAAGGUAUGACAUUGCACAUGUACGUAACGUAGAUGGCACUCCUGCCUCCCCAUCUGUUACGUUGCAUCAGUGAGCGUUACAGCUUCAAUCAUUUCAUAGUCUUAACACCUGUACUCUGUAAGUACCCAUACCAAAAUGACAAUCCAGAAAGGAAGAAGUACACUACAUGGUCAAAAGUA